Alosa alosa (allis shad) is the source of this 1478-nucleotide messenger RNA. RefSeq names its product solute carrier family 25 member 3b (gene slc25a3b). The transcript is spliced from 8 exons. The record is from RefSeq and is a predicted model, not a curated record. Gene Ontology annotation, cellular component: mitochondrial inner membrane. Gene Ontology annotation, molecular function: phosphate transmembrane transporter activity. The coding region runs from base 175 to 1251 and encodes 358 amino acids. Gene Ontology annotation, biological process: mitochondrial phosphate ion transmembrane transport. NCBI's taxonomy places the organism in Eukaryota, Metazoa, Chordata, Actinopteri, Clupeiformes, Clupeidae.
UAACCACCAAAAAGCGUCACUGUGAGUGGCCAGAUAGUGCUCUGACGUAGAGCAUUUCCUUUAUGAGACAUCUUGUUCACGCAGACUGCGACAGGAUUCGGUCUCUGUGAGCCGGCGUUUGGGAAGGUCGGAGACAUCAAGUUACAGGGAGCUCUCCUAAACAGCCUGAACACAAUGUACCCGACCACCUUGACACAACUGGCCCGGGCGAAUCCCUUCAGUGCCCCACUCUUCUCCCUGCAAAAAGUCGAGGAGCCCAAACAGACAACCAGCGUCAAUGGACAAAACCGGAGGCUUGCAGCCGCAGCUGUGGCGGACGAGGGAGACAGCUGUGAGUUUGGCUCACAGAAGUAUUUCAUCCUAUGUGGCUUCGGCGGAAUUCUGAGCUGUGGAACCACGCACACAGCUGUGGUGCCUCUUGAUUUGAUCAAGUGUCGAAUUCAGGUGGAUCCAGCCAAGUACAAAAGCAUCUUCAAUGGCUUCUCAGUCACACUGAAGGAGGAUGGUUUUAGGGGUCUUGGCAAGGGCUGGGCACCUACUUUCAUUGGCUACUCCAUGCAGGGUCUCUGCAAGUUUGGUUUCUAUGAGGUGUUUAAGGUCCUGUACAGCGAUAUGCUUGGUGAGGAAAAUACUUACCUGUGGAGGACAUCCCUCUACCUGGCAGCCUCUGCUAGCGCAGAGUUCUUCGCUGACAUCGCCCUGGCUCCCAUGGAGGCAUGCAAAGUGCGUAUCCAGACUCAGCCAGGUUAUGCCAACACCCUGAGAGAGUGCGCCCCCAAGAUGUUUGCCGAGGAGGGCUUAUGGGCGUUUUAUAAGGGUGUGGUGCCUCUGUGGAUGAGACAGAUUCCAUACACCAUGAUGAAAUUUGCCUGCUUUGAGCGCACUGUGGAGCUGCUCUACAAGUUUGUGGUGCCCAAGCCCCGCAGCGAGUGCUCCAAGUCUGAGCAGCUGGUUGUCACAUUUGUUGCUGGAUACAUUGCUGGUGUGUUCUGCGCUAUUGUGUCCCAUCCCGCUGACUCCGUGGUCUCCGUGCUGAACAAGGAGUCUGGCAGUACUGCUGUGCAGGUGCUGAAAAAGCUUGGACCGAAAGGUGUGUGGAAGGGUCUGGUGGCCCGUAUCAUCAUGAUCGGUACCCUCACUGCCCUGCAGUGGUUCAUCUAUGACUCUGUGAAGGUCUACUUCCGUCUGCCCCGCCCCCCUCCCCCUGAGAUGCCAGAGUCCCUGAAGAAGAAGCUGGGGCUCACCGAGUAGAGCACCAAUCAUUUCCCCUGACGCUCCAUGUAAUAAUGGCUGUCUUUUCUAUAUUUAAAACCUCAACCACCACCGCCCCCCACCUCUUCGGCUGCUGUACACACAAACCAACAAAGGACGGCAAAGAAUGAACAUGUUUGUUUAUGGAAAAGGCAAAGUAAAAUGCAGUCAUUUGGCCUCAACUCCUGUGUUUUGUCGAUUUUAAGAUUAAAGUGUACCUGGAAAAA